AUGCGUCCGCAGCGGCAAGGUCAGCAAGGGAUUCAGGAUUCUAUUCAGGCUCAUCAUGUUCAGAGGCCGCUUCCCCCUAGGCAGAAGCCUCCCCAAUCGCAAUCCAAAGCUGGGCGACAACAACAAUCUCCAGAAGUUCAAGAGAAGCACCCUAUUAUUGACCCCAGGUAUCGUGACCUAACUUGCUUCAAUUGUGGAGAGCCGGGUCACUUUGUAGGAAUUUGUAGCAAACCAAAGAUCUGCUUUAUCUGUGCUAUCCCGGGCCACCACAUGAAUUCUUGCCCAAAUUGGAAGAAAUCUCAACCGUCAGCUACUUAUCUAGGCAGUGCGGGUGUUGGGCUAGGCUUUUAUCAUGUAGAUGUUCCUGAUGCUGAGACUAACCAAUGGCUCAAUUUCAAGAAUUGUGGUGUGGUGAAGGUAAAGAAAGGAGUGAUAACUGUGAUAGAGUUGGAGAAGGAAUUGGCUGCAAUCUAUUGCAAGGAUUGGCCUUGGCAGAUAAGAGAGUUAGAUACUGAGAAAUUUUUAGUAAGGUUUCCCCCUCAUAGGAAGGUAGCUGAUAUUAAAAACUACCCUUCUUUUAACCUGAGAAAGGAAGGUGUAGAGGUAGAGGUGCUUGAAUGGUUUGGAGAUUUAGAACCUUUUGGAGAACUACAGGAAGCUUGGGUCCAGAUUAGGGGUAUUCCACCAAAGUGGUGUGACUGGAGGGUUUUUGCCCAAAUUGCCUCUAGUUUUGGUGUGAUGACUGAAGUGGAUUGGUCUACUUUGUUCAAGUCUUUCUAUGAGGUGAUCAGAAUCAAGAUUUCUUGUAAGGAUCCAUGUAAAAUCCCUUUUGAAAGGCUAUAUGAGAUGGAAGGAAAACGAUAUUUGAUAUUCUUCUCAGUUGAGGGUCUCACCCAACGGAUGACAGAUGGUUUUGCUCCUGAUGAUGAGGAUGGACAUGACAAUGGAAAUGACGACGAUGCAGAUGAUUUGGAGGAUGACACAAAUAGCAAAGAUCAUAUGGAAUCUGAGAGAACUAAUCCACCAGCACAUGGGAGCGUCAAGACUCCAGAAACAAGGCAGAUUAACAAAGGCAAUCAACAUGGGAAAAAGGUUAAUGUCAAAGGUGAAGGUUCUUGGUAG
This is a messenger RNA of Phragmites australis (common reed), 1122 nucleotides long. RefSeq lists its product as uncharacterized. The coding region runs from base 1 to 1122 and encodes 373 amino acids. NCBI's taxonomy places the organism in Eukaryota, Viridiplantae, Streptophyta, Magnoliopsida, Poales, Poaceae. The record is from RefSeq and is a predicted model, not a curated record. Gene Ontology annotation, molecular function: nucleic acid binding; zinc ion binding. The transcript has a single exon.